This is a messenger RNA of Danaus chrysippus (African queen), 1026 nucleotides long. The record is from the annotation of a GenBank genome assembly. NCBI's taxonomy places the organism in Eukaryota, Metazoa, Arthropoda, Insecta, Lepidoptera, Nymphalidae.
AUGUCUCUGUUGAAAACUUUAGAGAGUGAGGACAAUGCUAAAGCCCAAGUACGGUCCAUACUCGGACCGACGAAAGACGCCGAGUUCCUUCAAAGUUUCGUAAGAGUCGGUGUGGGUGAUGACGAGGACGAGCUGCCGGUACCGAAGGCUACGAUCAGCAAACGAGCGCCGCAAUCCGCUGAGAAGGCUGAUUCAUUCGCUGAAGAGGAAAAGUUUUCCGCUCCAGCGAGAAAGGAAUCUGGGAAGCCUCAAAAGCGGAGAUUCCGCAGAAAACCUAAGCGUGAAAGACGACGGCGAGAAGAAGAAUUGUACACGGACAAGGAUCGAGCGGCCGCCGUGGUGAUGGGAUCGAGAGAUAUCAAGCACUCUCUGAACUUGAAGGACAGAGCAGAGAGGAGCAGCGCCUUACAAAUACCAGAAGAAGCUGAUGCUGGGACGUUGUUAGCGCUGGCCAGGGCGGAAAUGAUGAGGGAAAGAUAUCGUACGGCACUGACAUUUGUUGACAAGGCCAUAGAGCUAGCUCCAGAUGAAAAGGCCGCCUUUGUUUCUCGCAGCAAAUGCUACUUACUCCUUGGAGAGCCGCGUAAAGCCUUGGAAGAUGCAGAAACAGCGCUCAAACUCGAUCCCAAGCACGCCAAGGCCCUCCUUCAAAAAGCUGAAGCCCUCUACUACUGUGGGGAGUUUGAAAUGAGCUUGGUCCAUUACCAUCGAGGACUGCGGGCGAGGCCGGAUUUAAAUGAAUUUAGACUAGGAGUUCAGAAGGCACAGGAAGCAAUCGAAAAUACUAUCGGAGCUGUAAAACCUGUGAAAAAGACAUCAAAACGGUCCACUUCAAAAUCCUCUCGACCUGUUCUGGGUCAGUUGAUGUCGGACAAGAUUUAUCUUGAGAAUUUACUCAAAAACCCAGAUCUGGCGAUAGCUGACAAAAAGAAUAGUAUAGUUAUGAAACAAGCAGAAGAGGCAAUACGUUUCUUAGAAAAUAGAGAAGAAUUUUGGCGCCAACAGCAAACCGCUGGCCGGCAUUGA